Molecule: messenger RNA, 1845 nt
Organism: Drechmeria coniospora
Lineage: Eukaryota; Fungi; Ascomycota; Sordariomycetes; Hypocreales; Ophiocordycipitaceae
Exons: 2
Coding region: 1-1845 (614 amino acids)
Source: RefSeq, a predicted model, not a curated record
AUGUCUCGUCGCUCGCGCCGUCGCGGCUCCGACACGCCCGGACUCGCGCCCAACGAUUCCCUGCCUGUCGAUGGUUCUUGGCGCAUAGUCGAGGGGGAGAAUGAAAGCUUCGACACCACCAUUCUCCCUAAUUCCAUGCUUCCCAUCGACGGUGAUGCCGACGACGUCCUCGUACCCCUCUCCAGCGGACAGCCCUCCUCCGGCUUCCCCUCUCAGCUCUCUGCGUCGUCGCAGGCCAGCGCCUCGUUCGCUGCCGCGUCACAGGACAGCAUUCGCGACUUCGUCAAGCACCAGGACGACGAUCAGGUCAUCCUACGGGAACCCUUCCGCCCGAGCAUGACCGUGUCGCGCAGUAGCGGUGUCUCGUAUCGCACCCCCGAGCCGCAGUUUCGCAUGCCCAUGCUGGACGUCGAUGGCGGAGGGAGUAGCGGCAGUGCGAGGACUGUGAGGCCGUCCGCCCUGGGGAUAAGCCAUGGUGGCGAAAAUGGGGGCUCGCUGCGCCGGCAAAGAAAGCCGUUGCCACAAAGUCCGUCCAAGAGCAGGAUACGGCGAAGGAAGAGGUCCUCCCUCGACGACGGCAAUGCCGAAACCGAACACGGUUUCAAAGACGACUUGCUCGCCACUCUCCGCGCCAUCCCGAGACAGCUCCUCACCUUUCUUCCAACCACCCUGCUCACGCUUCUCCUCUGGAUCGGCGAGGUAAUCUGCAUAUCUCUCCACUACGCCAAGUAUCCCCUGGGCGCCCUCCUCGCCGCGUACCUCGUCCUUGGCAGCCUCAUCAUCGUGCAGAAUAUGGCCACACGCUCCAUAUAUGCUGCCGUCUCCCCCGUCUGCCGCAUACCCGGCAUUUCGCUCCUGUCACUGCCCUUCUGCCCUGCGAACACAGUAUCCUUUCUCAACGGAACCGUCGCAGAUGGCGGCCGCCGCAACGUCGAGUUCGACGACCUCAUGGGCGUUCAAUCCAAGUUCGAGCAGGUCCUCGAGAGGAGCGUCGAUGGCGUAUCCCUCCCCUUUGAAAUGAAGCGCUCUGAGACGGCCGUCCGUGAUCUCAGGAGUCUGGUCAGACACAGCGACAUCCAGUCCAAGCACGAGCUGGUUCUCGAGUUUGACGGGUACAUCGACAGCGCCCGCCGUGCCGCCUCGGAUUUGCAAAAGUUCAACACACACGUCGGAUCCGCAGUCGACACCGUCAUCAGCAUAAAUCGCUGGACCUCGCGUUACAUCGACUCCCUCUCCCCCGAGUCCCUCGAGGGCCCCCCUUCUGCUCUAUCGGAGUGCGAGCGUGCCAUCCUCGACAAGUACAUCGAGCAUACGGCACUCGUGUCCGACCGCAUCACCGCCCUCAUUCUUGAAGCGCAGCAUAUCCUACGCCUUCUCACCAAAGCAGAGGACCAUCUGAGCCUCAUCUACGACAUCUCCUCCCGCUCUUCGUCGGCCAUCUCGAGCCGACGCGGCGAGAUUCUCUGGACGAUGUGGACUCUCAUCGGUGCAAACUCAAAGCGCCUCCACAGCCUCGCCCAGCAACUAGACCUCCUGCGACAAGUAGAAAAACAGCGCAGCACCGCCGUCGAGCAGGUCAGUGCUCUGAUCCUCGAGCUUGAGGGCAUCCAAGCCGGGUUGGGAGAUCUGCGCGAAAGCGUCGCCGAACCGCAACUCGUCGGGAUGGCAGGCGUCGCACAUAUCCCGUUGAGUGUGCACAUCGAAACGAUUGACAGGGGUGUCGAGCGGUUACAGCAUGCAAGGGCCAGGCUCCGUAUUGCCGAGGACGAGCGUGUACGGGAUGCCGUGGCAAGGGGCGGGCUGAAGGAUGGCGAGGAACGGCUGCUUGAUGCAAGGCGACCGUGA